CGUUAUCUUCGAACGUCCGCGUUGGUUGUAAACGCGCGUAAAUGUGUUUUGUGCUGUGUGUGGAGUCUGUGUGGAGCUGCAACGAGUUUACAUUAGCUUGCAUCAACACGGCAGCAUACAGUUAUGGACAGAUACGUGCUAGUUGUUAUAAUCGAGCUAGAGCCAAAGAAAGAGGGCUCUUUUAACGGGGUUGAUGAAACCAAAAAGGUGUUUGGUAACCUCAAGAACAUUUCUAAUUCGAAUUUAACGCGCAUUCCUCCAUUUCCAGCCUGCUCUCUGAGUGGUAGUCCUGGCCCACAGAGAUGGUACUUUGCCAUUCAAGCCAGUUAUGGUACAACACAGUGGUGCAGCUCAGAGUGGGAGGAAGUGUGUUCCCAGCGCAGUGACAGUGAGGAAUCAGAGCCAUCUGCUUUAGACACCUGCAUUGCUGCCCUUCAGGAGCAAGAGGAACAGAGCGUGCUCACAGAGAACCCGUCCCACGCAGAACUCUUUGAAGAGGCUGCUGAAGGUCUUCAUCAGUUAGCAGACAAACUUCCUCCUCCAGGGAAGUCUUUGCUCGAUGUGAUUGUUCUGUGUGUGGAUGAGGAGGCAGAGUUGAAGGAUAUGUUGCCUGUGAUUGGCUCUUUGAAGCGCUUGAGGGCAUGGCAUUCGACACAGAUGAUCAUGGUCACUGAACACAAUGCAGGGUGGCAGAAAGCAGCCAUGUACCUAGAUUCCCGCUUAUGUUCUCCAUCAGUGAUUGACAGCUCUGUGGAUGGGAGAGCGAUCUGGAGAGGUGGACUUCACAUUAGAGAGAAAAAGUUUGUCUCUGAGCUGAAGUUUGAGGGUUUCUGUUUGAGAGCUCAGAUGAGAAAUCGCUGGAGUGAUGCACUGUAUCCUCACACAGACCCACAAUGUCACACUGAUCAUAAACUACAGCAUGAGGUAUUUCAGUGUUACCAGCCUGUGUUGGAACUGAUUCAGCUGGUCAGAGUCAAAGAUCUCCCGAUACUUCUCCAUUCCAGUGCAGAGUUUGAACUUGGUUUGACUUCUAAAUCUGUCAAAGCCAAGCUUCUCUUGGACCAACUGUGCACAUUGCGUGGAGAGGUGGGAGCUUUGUUUUCUCUGUUCUGUGUGAUAAGCUCAGAGACUUUCCCAGCGGCCUCCCAGCUCAGCUCCUGCAAAUGGAGAGACUUCAUGUCCAAAUGCCCCAAGGACAUACCUGUGCCUGAUGUGGAGGUAAAAGGUGAAAGAGGCCGCUACCUCUUCUUGGUGCAGGGGGCGGAGUCAGGAGGCUGCACAGCACGAAUGAUACACACAGCCAAUCAGAUCAAUGGAUCUGCUGCCCUGGCAACGCUUAAUGCCCUCAUCAGGGAAAAAGUUCCACCUUCCUCAGGGAGCAGCACUGAUGACUGGCUACAGUCCCUGCCAUGUCUCCGUGGAGAGCAGUUCUUGCAAAGGGAGAGAAAGCUGGCCAAGGUGCAGACUCUGGUCCUCAAGGAAUGCUGCCGGCGAAGAGAGGAGGCCCAGAAGUCUGCUGCCAUUCCCGUGAAUGAACUGAAGGCUCUGCUGAAUCUGGCCAGAGAGCAGUACCUUCAAAUGCACGACUCCACACUGUCUAGAGCGUCUGAACGCAUGUGCCUGGAGAAGGAGAACCGGACUUCCUCUUCUAACACUAGUGAUGUGAAAUGUUGUGCUCGCACAGAAUGGCCAGAGAGGAGUGUCCUACAAAACUAUGAGAACAUACAGAGAGCCCGACAAAGAUCCAGGUGCAGGCUGUUCAGCAGUGGUUCCUCUGAGAGUCUGAUGGGGCCUAAAGAUAGCCAGAGGGGAAGUUCUACACUGCUGGAUGCCAGAGAACUGCUCAAACACUUCACCCCUGAUGGACUGCCUAGUGGGGAACUACAGCCGCUGCCAGUGCUUAGAGGUGAACAUGCCUUUCAGUUGUCUCCUGACCUCACACCCAGGAAGGUGACCAAGCUUCCUUUCUCAAAAGUCGCCCGAUCCCACUACCAUGGAAUAGAGUUCUGUCUGGAUGAGUGCAAGGCCCUUGAGCGAGACCGUGGCUUUGUGAAGCUGCAGUCUCGUCUAAUAAGAUAUGAGACCCAGAGCACAUGCUGUAAGGAGCCCUGCCCUGUGCCAUUCGCCCUCAGUCCUGCACCCUCCCCAGCUGUGCUGUCUGAACCGGGCAGUGUGCCUGACGGUGAAGCUCUGCACAGCGAGCUGUCCCGCCUCAGACACCGCUCCCGCGAAACAGACCUCCAGCCACACAAGAGGUUCUGUAAAUCGGAGAGCUCUGGAUCUCUGGGUGCAGGUGGUACUCACCCAGCUGUGGGGGCUCUGCGGCAGCAAGCAGCCCAUUCCCGUUCCAGCUCAGGUCUGGCCAGACGUUCUGCUUCGGUUGCCGACCCCUCGCCCAGUCAAAAACCCAGCCAGACCCAGACCGAGUCCCGCUCCCAGAAACACAACAGGAUGCUGAGGGAGGUGGUUGCUAAGACGCUCAAUAAACACGGGAUCAGCAGUGAGCACAAGUGCUUUGAAGCCUGUAGUCAAAGACUGUUUGACAUAUCAAAGUUUUAUCUGAAGGAUCUGAAAACCUCACGUGGCCUUCAUGAGGAAAUGAAGAAAGCAGCCAGCAACAAUGUCAAACAGGUGAUUGAUUGGGUUGUGGAGAAAUCAUCUAAAAGAUGACUUGAUUUGUAGUUGGAAACAUUGAAGGUAAACCUGCAGUAGGACACCGUGAUAAGAACUCACAUCAUGAUGCUACAAAGUGAAGGGAUGGAGCUUUAAGAAAAGUGCUUCUUCUCACAGCAUUAAUUAUACAACUGUUCCUGGCAUGUAUAUAUUUAUUUCGAUAUUGUUUUUUUUGUGUUUGUGAUAAUCAUUUUAAUGUAAACAACAGCCAAAUAUGGCCCCACGUUUUCUGAGAAGCGCUGUUUUGCAUCAUGAAAAUCAGUCCGAGGGCGUUUCUCCCCAGAUCGUAUUUCAGUAAUCAGUUCGCUCAAAUCACAACUCAAGCAUGAAACAAGGAACACAUGAGAGUCUCAGCUCGUCAUUGCUUCUGUGAUUGCCUCCUCUUUUUUUUCCGUUGGUCACACACAAGCUGUCGGCACAAAACUACCGCUGCAAGUAGUUUGCCCUAAAAUGACCUAAGGUCACAUUGGGCUGAGGUUAUAAAGGGUAACUGCUCCCUGGUACUCCCUGCCCUGAGCAGGUUGAGGGUGUCUCGUUUGGCAACGUCGCCGGACACAUUCCAGUCCCACACAGGGCCAUUGUUCUCGCUCCUGGGUGCCCAGAGGGGUGAUGGGAAAGGAGGGAGGGGGCUGCACAUUACAUUGGCAACCCUGAGAGCCCUCGAAGGCAACAUGCAAUCUGAACUCACUGUUAUCACCAGAGCUGCUCUAGUUCAUAUGGUGAAACUCCGUGUUAUGAUGUUGAAUAAAACAGAUGUUUUUAAUAAGGUUUUAGUUUAUUGAUACAUUGUGAUUUUUCCCAAGCUGAAUCAGUAUUUUGAUCUGCAUGGGUAAACUAUUCAACUUUGUUUCAGACUCCUUUCUACAGUGUGUUUAAACAUCUCACUGUGUUCUCCAUGCUGACGUCUUGAUAUAAAAGGGUUCAUUGCAUGAAGAAUCACAUUUUCCUUGAACUUUUCAGAAGAGUUCAUUGUACUAUGAAAAUAUGCUGUCAUUUUCAGAACUUGAAACUUCCUCCCCAGUGACCAUUUAUUGAAAUUUAAGCUGAAAAUGAGGAAGUGUGAAUAACAUUAUUCCUAAACAGUAGAACUAAGUGAAAUGCGGAAGAAUGGGUUAAAGCUUAUGCCACGCCUGGAUGUGUGUAGCACCUGCUGCUCUACAUAUACAUUGUGAUUUCUUUGUUUAUAAAAAAAAAUUUCGCUCAAAAAUAAGGCAUAAUUUAGUCACCCUCAUGUUGUUU
Molecule: messenger RNA, 3912 nt
Organism: Sinocyclocheilus grahami
Lineage: Eukaryota; Metazoa; Chordata; Actinopteri; Cypriniformes; Cyprinidae
Gene: mtbp
Product: MDM2 binding protein
Exons: 22
Coding region: 124-2670 (848 amino acids)
Biological process (GO): protein localization to kinetochore; traversing start control point of mitotic cell cycle; regulation of protein ubiquitination
Cellular component (GO): kinetochore
Source: RefSeq, a predicted model, not a curated record